Episyrphus balteatus (marmalade hoverfly) is the source of this 871-nucleotide messenger RNA. It is a transcript of the gene Prx4, whose product is annotated as peroxiredoxin-2. Bases 56 to 802 code for a protein of 248 amino acids. Gene Ontology annotation, cellular component: cytosol; endoplasmic reticulum. NCBI's taxonomy places the organism in Eukaryota, Metazoa, Arthropoda, Insecta, Diptera, Syrphidae. Gene Ontology annotation, molecular function: thioredoxin peroxidase activity. Gene Ontology annotation, biological process: response to oxidative stress; cellular response to stress; hydrogen peroxide catabolic process. The record is from RefSeq and is a predicted model, not a curated record. The transcript is spliced from 5 exons.
AACACCAACACAAAAUUUGUAUACAACAAAAAUAAGGUCAAUCACGUUUAAAAAAAUGCAAGUUGCAUUUAAGUUAUUCACCCUUACUGGGAUUGUUUUAUUACUUCCGUUUAUAAACGCGAAUUUGGUUGGUGAAGAUGAUUCUUGUUACUCAUUUGCCGGUGGCUCAGUUUAUCCAGCAGGACAAGCUAAAGCCGAUCAUCAAUUGCAAUAUACAAAAGCAGUCAUUUCUAAACCUGCACCUAGUUUUGAAGGAACUGCUGUAGUUAAAGGAGAGAUAACAAAUCUCGCAUUAUCCAGUUAUUUGGGAAAAUAUGUAGUCUUACUUUUCUACCCAUUGGAUUUCACUUUUGUCUGCCCAACGGAAAUUCUCGCCUUCUCCGAUCGUAUCGAAGAAUUCCGUAAAAUCAACACUGAAGUUAUAGCUUGCAGUGUUGAUUCACACUUUACUCAUUUGGCCUGGAUUAAUACACCACGCAGAGAGGGUGGCUUAGGUGCAAUCAAAAUCCCAUUACUUAGCGAUUUGACACAUCGAAUUUCCAAGGACUAUGGUGUCUAUCUUGAUGAUUUGGGUCAUACUUUGCGUGGACUUUUCAUUAUUGACCAACACGGUGUUUUAAGACAAAUCACAAUGAAUGACUUGCCUGUGGGACGAUCAGUCGAUGAAACUCUUCGAUUAGUUCAAGCCUUCCAAUAUACCGAUACACACGGGGAAGUUUGUCCAGCUGGAUGGAAACCAGGUAGUGAUACGAUUGUUCCAAAUCCCAAGGAAAAGAAGAAGUACUUUGAAAGGAACAAUUAAAUUAACUAAGAAGUUUAUUUGUACAAUUUUUUUUUUUUUUUUCAAUAAAGAUCAUGUGAAAAACCCUUG